Molecule: messenger RNA, 1164 nt
Organism: Drosophila serrata
Lineage: Eukaryota; Metazoa; Arthropoda; Insecta; Diptera; Drosophilidae
Biological process (GO): muscle organ development; regulation of transcription by RNA polymerase II; cell development
Cellular component (GO): nucleus
Molecular function (GO): RNA polymerase II cis-regulatory region sequence-specific DNA binding; DNA-binding transcription factor activity, RNA polymerase II-specific
Source: RefSeq, a predicted model, not a curated record
CAUCGAACGAAUCACUAGCUCUUGUCUAUAUCAACAUUUUAUAUAAAUAACGAAACAUAUUCGAAAAAUAUAGACCGAAUAUUUACAGAAGAAGUCCAUGGAGAAGUCAACGCGGCCCAAGCGUAAUCGUCGUCACAGCAGACGCGCCUGGCCACCGGAGGAUGAACUGCAGCCGGCAACGCGAGUCGCCAAACGCCUAUUUACACCUGAUAUCAAGAGGAUGCUCAAGGACUGGCUGAUCCGGCGCCGGGAGAAUCCCUAUCCCAGUCGGGAGGAGAAGAAGCAACUGGCAGGGGAGACGGGACUUACCUACACGCAGAUCUGUAAUUGGUUUGCCAACUGGCGGCGGAAGCUGAAAAACUCGGAGCGCGAGAAGGCCAAGAAGUCGUGGGGACAUCUGAUCAAGAACUACAACCACAAUGCGAGGGGCAAUGUGGAGCAGUUCAGCAUCUCGUCGGAGGAUAGUAUUUGGGAGGAGGAAAUGCGCUUGUGUCCUGGUGGAGAUGAUGACGACUUCGAAGACGAUGGCGACGACGACGACGACGGGUUGUCCAGCCACAGCACCGGCAGCGAUGGCAACGCCCACAACGACUCCACUACCCAAUACAAGCCAAACUUCUAUGUAGAGUCUGCAGAGGAGCUUUCCGGACGGAUACGUAUGCCUACGACAAUGGUGGGCAGAGCUAAGUACAAGCACCAGAUGAUGGAGAAGUAUCUGCGGGAUAGUUCUGCUAGCGAGGCCAUCAACAAUAACGCUCAACCGGGCACCCAACUCAACAAGUGGUUGGAGAGCGCCGCCAAAUUCACGCCGGACAGGAGUAAUUAUCACAUCGAGUGGAAUUCGACCAGACAGAAGAGCAACGUAGGCAACGGGCAGAGCCAUCUGAUGUUCUCCAACGAUGCGGCGGCCUCCCGGGGAGAUAGUUGGAUGCUCCAUCACAAGGAUGAACUUGACGCUGCGGAGGCCCUGGCCAAUCUGGCCUACAACUGCAGGCAGCGCUGGCACCAGCAGCAUACCGCCACUAUCAGCUCGUGAGCGGUGCCAUCGAACUGACGCCAUCAUUCCAGCAGAUGUUCGGAAAGUGCAAUCUAUCUAGUCGUAAAAGGCAUGCGUCCAGAUCGUGCCGCAGUAGUUAAUCAAUUUGUAGAAGCUAUAGUUUAGUA